UUAUCUUCUAUUUAUUGGCUUCAGUCAAAUCUCUUGCGUUUCGCGUGGUAGUUUAGGGAUUUUCGCAAUGUGCAUUUGUAUUGUUUGAUCGCCGUAGCAGGAAUGGAGAGGCUGAAAUCCCUAAUCCCGGACGACUUGAAGCGGAUGAUCGGCGAGAGCACGCCGGAGAAUUUGACGAUCUCUUCUUCUCUGAUUCUUGACUUUUUACGCUCCUCGCCUCAGUUUCAGCAAGUUAUUAGGGAAUUGACAGAUCCUGAACUGGCACUCUGUCGGAAGAACAAGGAAGCUGCUUUGGAUUCGAAGCAGAAAGGAAACGAGUGUUUUACCCAGGGACAAUACGCUAAAGCUUUGACCUUUUACUCACAGGCAUUGCGUCAUGCCCCUGCAAGUUCCUCUGAGAUGGAUGCAAGUUUGGUUGCCACUUUAUAUGUAAACAGGGCUUCUGCUAUGCAUAAUCUAGGCCUUCUAAAAGAGUGCGUUCGAGACUGCAACCGAGCCAUUGCGAUUUUCCCUACUUAUGUCAAGGCAUGGUACAGAAGAGGGAAGGCAAAUGCUUCUUUAAAAAAUUAUGAACAUGCCAAACAUGACCUAGAAGUUGCUGCCAGUUUGGAAGAGAACUUGUUUAGGAAGAACCAAAUUAAAGGCGAGCUGGGUAUUGUGUUAAAAGAAUCUGAUAAGUCAAAUGUGACUGCAAUGGCAAACAAUGGUGGAAAAAAUGAGAAUGUAGACUCCUCAGCUCAGUUACAAUCUCUAUCACUUCAAUGUGUAUCAACACCAGAUAAAGGAAGAGGACUAACUUUUGGAAAUGACAUUCCUCCAGCUUCCUUAGUUCAUCAUGAACAACCUCUUGCUGCGAUUUUGCUGAAGGCUUACCGUGAAACUCGCUGCCACUUUUGCUUUGAAGGAGUACCAACUGAUCUCUUGUUCUGCCCUUCUUGUACCAUACCAGUGUACUGUUCUAAUUGUUGUUUGGAACAAGCUGUUGGGGAAGAAUCAUCAAGUAAAGCUGACAAUCAUUCUCCAAAGAAAAAUGUGUAUGUAGAUCUUGAGAAAUCUAUGGAUAGAUUUUCAAGUAAUGCCAGAAGUAUCGGAGUUAACAUGCCCAAUAAUCACAUUCCAGAACAUCAUCAUGAAUGUGGUGGUCUGCACUGGUCUGCUGUAUUGCCACCUGACAUUGUUUUAGCUGCCAGAAUAAUUGCAAUUUCUGUUGAAAAAUGGAAGGCUUUUGGGAGGAACUCUAGUCCCUUGGAUUAUUUGGACUUUGUCCACCAUUAUGCUCAAAAUUCUAUAAUUACUAAGUUGGAGUCGCAUGUCUAUGCAGUUGUCUUGUUGCACUGUUUGCAUCAUUUUUAUAAUUCAGAUUUCCCAUUCAGUGCGGCUUCUGUUGCCCAGUUGGUUCUGGUGAUAUCCCAGGUUAAGGUCAAUUCGAUGGCGGUUGUCCAUAUGAGAUCGUUAUGUGGAGAUGAGGCUUUAGGGAAGUUUACAAAUGCUUCAACCUCCAAGAAUUAUAUUACUCAAAGUACUGAACAGGUUAGAGUAGCGCAAGCUAUAUAUACAAAGGGCAGCUUGUUUAACCACUCGUGCCAGCCUAAUUCUCAUGCUUAUUUUAUUUCCCGUACGCUCUUUGUACAUUCUAUAGAACUUGUACCAGCAUGGAGUCCACUUGAGCUGUCUUAUGGUCCUCAGGUGGGACAGUUAGAUCUUCAAGAUAGGCAGAAGUUGCUCGAAGAGCAGUACUCCUUCCAAUGCCAAUGCUUUAGUUGCUCCACAGUGAGCCUUUCAGAUCUUGUUAUUAAUGCUUUCAGAUGCAUUCAGCCUCAUUGUCUCGGUGUGGUCCUAGAAGCUGCUUAUGACAAACUGCUCGAGGACAAGUCCUUGCAAGUUUCUAAUGGACUUUGCAAUUUUAAAAUUUCUUUACAUUUGCCGAGCCAUGAAAAAGAAGUAUAUAGUGUUGCAAGAAUGUUGCUUCGUGAAAGAGGUGCCAAGAGUCACUUUGCUGUUGGCCGGUGUUUGAGUUGCGGUUCCUAUCGAAAUUUGAAGGAUUUAUCUGCAGCAUCUAAAAGCUAUGCAGCAAAAAUUCAGAGGUUAAAGGAUUCUUUGGAUUCAGACGAAGUUCCUGAUUCUUUUGUUCCAGAUAUGCUGAAUUCUCUUGUUCAGCUCAGAUCAGUAAGGCAUCCAUAUAGUAAGAUUGUCGCAGAGGCUGAGGAUAAUGUUGCAGAGGCAUUUGUUAGAAUUGGAGAAUUCAAACUGGCAGAAGAACACUGUAUCGCUUCCAUUAAGAUCCUCGAGAAGCUUUACCCUGCGAAUCACGUCGUCAUGGGACACGAGCUGAUGAAGUUGGCCUCCGUUCAACUCUGCUCCGAUGAUUACUCUGGUGCAUCAAGCAGCGUUGAACAAGUAGAAUCCAUUCUCUCGCUUCAUUACGGAUGUCAUUUGGAUCGUAUGUUUCCACACCUGAAGCUCCUCAAGAGAGAGGCUGAGAGAUCUGCUUCUUAGACAGAUGUCCUUGCUACAAAUCCUGUUUUUUAAGGGAAUUAGGUGGGGGAUAUUAUCUUGCACAGGCCAUUUAUAAGUAUCAUUUUUGUAGAUUUUUGUUGAACCAAUAUUUGUAUCUUAAAAAAUGGUUAAUUGGGUUGGAUAACAUCGAGUCUGGGUGAUCAGUCUCAUU
This is a messenger RNA of Zingiber officinale, 2668 nucleotides long. RefSeq names its product SET and MYND domain-containing protein 4-like. The record is from RefSeq and is a predicted model, not a curated record. Gene Ontology annotation, molecular function: protein binding. The transcript has 15 exons. The coding region runs from base 103 to 2496 and encodes 797 amino acids. NCBI's taxonomy places the organism in Eukaryota, Viridiplantae, Streptophyta, Magnoliopsida, Zingiberales, Zingiberaceae.